AAAAAUUGUUUUACUGCGAGAAGGACGUGCGUCGUCGUCAUAACCGUCGUGCCGGUAGAUACGAUGAUCACGUGUAAGUUGUCUUCAACUUUCAACAUCACAGUAUAUUUGAUUUUUAAAAACCUACAUUUUACUUUGUUUUAAAUGUAAAAGAUAUAAUUCUAUUAUGCGGUUAAUAAAUAAUAGUAAACAUUUGAAAUAAAUAAUUUAUUAACAUGGAAUGUGCAAAAUUAUUAUGGUUAAUUUUUGUUUCAUCAAGUUUUACUGUUGCCAACAACCAGGAGAAAAAGGUCGCAGUAAAUCAGAAAAGAUCUGCAAUUAUUGCUGUAUAUGAAAACAAAAGAACAUCAAAUAUAUAUUUCAAUUCAACAUUAAAAUCAAGUAAUGAAAAUGAUCUUGGAGAAUGGUCUCAAUGGUCUUCUUGGACUCCAUGUUCUACAUCUUGUGGUUUAGGAGUUACGAAACAAACAAGGCAUUGUUUAAAGAAGCCUGUCAAUGUGAAAAGGAAUGCUGUCUUUAAAAGACAGCGACUAAAAGAAUCACCAGAAGAGAAUGCCAAGUGUCGAAUUCAAUCAGAAGAGAUUCGGUAUCACGUUUGCAACAAACAGCCAUGCCCAAUUACAAUUGAUUUUCGAGAAGCACAAUGUACCUCAUUCAAUGAAAAAUUAUUCAAUGGACAAAAGUAUACAUGGACAACCUAUCAUCAUUCAACAAAUCAAUGUUCAUUAAACUGUCAAGCUAUUGGCUAUCGUUUUUAUGCUGUUCUAAAACCUAAUGUGAUUGAUGGUACACCUUGCAAUGGAACUAAUGAUACUAGUUUACACAUUUGUGUAGAAGGUCAAUGUAAAGUUGUUGGUUGCGAUGGAUCAAUUGGUGGACAUAAAAAAUUUGAUGGAUGUGGUGUGUGCGGAGGCGACAACAGCACGUGUCGAUUGAUAUCUGGAAUUUUUACCAAACUUGAUAUGCCUGGCGGCUAUAAUUUUAUUACUCGUUUACCUAAAUCAGCUUGUAAUAUAACCAUUCAUGAAUUAAAACCAUCAGCAAAUAGUAUAGCUUUGAAACAUGCAAUUGGAUCUUAUAUAUUAAAUGGGAACUGGUCAAAUAGUUGGCCCGGAGAUUAUGAAGGAGCGGGUACUGUGUUUACUUAUAGGAAAGAAAAUGAAAACUUUGGCGAGACUGUAUUUGCACCAGGUCCUUUAAUGGAAUCUGUAGAUUUAAUACUGAUAUCUAGGUACAUAAAUCCUGGGAUUAAAUAUGAGUAUAAAUUACCAUUGGACGUUCCCGUUGAACAAUCUAUCGCGCAUCCUUUAAUAAGACAUCAUUCGCAUACAUCUUCUCGUUUAAGUAAUCGUGUGAUAUCUGACGAGGAAAACUAUGUUCAAGAAAAGACUCCAACCGAAAAUGAAGAAACUAAAAUAAAUGUUUAUAAAUCAUAUGAUAGUAUUCCGGAGUAUCAAGGGUUUAUUGGAGAUGAAGCUGCAAAGCCACAUUUAAAAAAUAGAAAAAAAAAAUUCAAUUGGAAGCUUACUGGUUAUAGUGAAUGUUCUAAAUCGUGUGGAGGUGGUUUCCAAACAUCUACAAUGGUUUGCAUAAAAGAGCACAACCAACAACAACAAAUCGUUCCUGACAAAAGAUGUCAUAGUCUAGAAAAACCACAACUACAAGUACUCAGAUGUAACAUGAAGCCUUGCGAUGCGCAGUGGUCAAUUACUGAUUGGAGUCCUUGUUCAGUCAGUUGUGGGUUAGGCGUACAAACAAGAGAAAUUGUUUGUAAGCAGCAAAUAAGCUCUACUUUAGUUAUGAGUGUAGCUGAAACCAUUUGUUCUACACCUAUUCCAACAAACGUUAUUUUGUCAAAAGCAUGUCAAAAACCAUCUUGUGAAGUAUCUCAUGUAGAUGGCACACCAUAUUGGAAUACAAGUCCAUGGUCAAAAUGUUCUGUUGCGUGCGGAAUGGGUAUUAAAUCAAGAUCUGUAAGAUGUACAUCUGAAGAUGAAACAAAGUGCAAGCAUAAUGAAAAACCUGCACAUCAAGCCACUUGUGAUAUGGGCCCAUGCGCCUUAGCUUUAACUAAUGCUGUUGGUUCUUGGAUUAUAUCUGAAUGGUCUCAGUGUUCAGAAACAUGUGGUACAGGUACACAGUCGAGAAAAGUAUAUUGUUCUUUAGGGAUUGAUAGAGAUAGUUCAUGCGAUCAGUCUUCUAAACCAGAAGAAACAAGAGCAUGUUUGAGUGAUAAAGAUUGCAGUGGUGUGUGGUUUACAGGUCCAUGGUCUCAGUGUUCAGAAAAAUGUGGUUGGGGUAAUCAAACGAGAUCUACAGUUUGUAUGUCAUAUAAUCAGAAAGAAUGGAAAAUUGUUUCUGAUAAUCAAUGUAACUAUAAAGAAAAGCCAUCGUUUUCUUUGUCAUGCUUUACAGAAAAUUGUGGGUCUAUGUGGUUCACAUCUGAUUGGUUGCCAUGUUCAAGAACUUGUGACUUGGGUGUUCAGAAAAGAGAUGUAAAAUGUCUUAACGAAAUGCUAAAACUUUCAAUAGAUUGUGAAGAAACAAAUAAACCACUAGCAAGACGUUCCUGUAAUUUGAAUUCAUGUAACAGCAGUAACUCGGUACAUAAUAUCUAUGAUGAAAGUCGCAUUGAACGAGAUAAUAAACCUUUAAAUAUAAGCACGCCACCGUCAAAUCUUGAAGUUGAUUCCAAGUGUGUUGACAUGCAAAUGAAAAACUGUAAUUUCGUCGCGCAAGCCAGGUUAUGCUCCUACAAAUAUUACAAAGUUUCUUGCUGCAACUCGUGCCGUAAUAAAAGUUAAGACUAGUUUUUAGAUUUUAAGAGUUAGAUUAAAUAAUUCUUUAUCUAUUUAAUUUUAAAUUUGUUUAGAUUAGAAUAUAGAUGAUAAAUUAAUCAUUUUAACCACCAUGUAAAAUAAUAACAUGACUCGAAUGUUUAUACAUUGUAUUAUUAUUUUAAAUAACUUUAUUGCAUUAUUAUAAGAAUAAUUAUAAUUAUUAUUGUGAUAAAUUGUUUUUAGUUAUUGCUUAAAUAUCAUGUUACUCACUAAGGUAAAACUG
Daktulosphaira vitifoliae (grape phylloxera) is the source of this 3063-nucleotide messenger RNA. RefSeq names its product thrombospondin type-1 domain-containing protein 4-like. Gene Ontology annotation, molecular function: metalloendopeptidase activity. Gene Ontology annotation, cellular component: extracellular matrix. The coding region runs from base 216 to 2804 and encodes 862 amino acids. NCBI's taxonomy places the organism in Eukaryota, Metazoa, Arthropoda, Insecta, Hemiptera, Phylloxeridae. Gene Ontology annotation, biological process: extracellular matrix organization. The transcript has 19 exons. The record is from RefSeq and is a predicted model, not a curated record.